AGCACAGGAACAUUUGCGAACGGCGGGUAAACGUCGCUUUACACGCUUUAUAUACCAUAUUUAUAUGGCGAUUUAUCUGUUUUAGAAUUUUUAAAGUUACGACUGCUGGCAAAGACUGCCAUUAAAGACAAACGGGUGCGUUAACUCCGAGGGAAGAGCACACAACGGUCUGAUCAGCGAGAGUAAAUGAGAGAUGCCAAGAAGUUGCCUUCAUUAACAAGUCCGGGCUGUGACGUUUCCCCAUCAAUCAGUCCUUCAUGCAACUUCCCAUGAUCAACUCCCAGGCAUAACAAGUCACUGCCCACGCCGACACCCUGCCAUGAUGGAGGAAGGGGGCCAGGAGGAGGCAGAGGACAUGUAUGUGGAGCACCAGUACAUGUGCAGCGAGUGCCAGCAGCUCUUCGGCACCCUGGAGGAGGUUCUGAUCCACCAGCAGAUCCACACGGCCCAGGAAAACGAUGCUGAGGCCUCAGGCAUCAGCGAGAGUCAGCACUACCAGUGUCUGGAGUGUGGGAGCCUCCUGGUGAAUGCAGAGGAGCUGCUGCAGCAUCAGGAGAUGCACAUGAGAGAGGCUGGGAUGGAGGUCGGGCAGCAAGAGGUGUGCGAGGUCCAGGAGUUGGAGCAGGCCAGCGCAGAGGCGCAGGGACCCGUUCAGUACCAGUGCCUCGACUGCCUGGCUCUGUUCGACUCCCCUGAUACCUGGCUGGAGCACCGGCGAACACACAGCAGGAGCAGCACACACAGCAAUGCACAGGCUUCCAACGAGUAUGUGCUGCAGGCGGACGGCUCCAUCACUCCUCUCAACAACAUGCAGAACUUUGUGCUGAGUGAGCAGCAGGCUGGAGAGAUCCUGGCACAGGUACUUUCCCACCAGCAGCAGCAGAAGAAGACUCGUAGAUCUUCCUCCAAACCUGCUGGGUCCACCCGUUCCUACCUGCUGCCCCCUGUGACCCCGACUCCUGGCUCCGCCACCAUGCACCUGCAGAUCCUUACCGCUCAAGCUCUGGCGGACGGCUCCACCGUCCCAAGCCAACACCGCUCCAAGCAGCCGACGUUGCUGUCUGCUCUGGGUCAGAGUUCCUCGGCGAAACUGGAGGUCCUGGAGAACGGCGUCCAGAGACUGGAGUUCAGGCUGGCGCCUGGCGCCGGCAGGCAGCAGCAGCCAUCAGCCGAGUUGGUGGUCAUCCACCCUUACGAGUGCUCGGAGUGCGCCCUUCUCUUCAAUACUCCAGAGGACUUCCUCCAGCACCAGGGGGAGCACUUCUUGGGCCAGGACAAGGAGAGCGGAGGGCCGGGUGUCAUGAGCGGCCUCGAUGAGAUGCGAGGAAGCGAAGAGGCUCUGCUGAAGUCGCAGGAUCUGAGGAGCAGAGCAGCAGAGAUGAAGGCGUUGGGUUUGGCCAAACCUCUACGCUGUGAGCUCUGCGACCGCGCCUUCACCUCCAUCAACCGGCUCGCCGCUCACAGGCGUGUUCACGAGGAGGGAACGCACGAGUGUCCGGAGUGCGGGAAGGUCUUCAAGAAAGCGCUGUCGCUGCAGACGCACAUAGGCACUCACUCAGGCGUUGCACGGUACCUGUGUGUGGACUGUGGGAAUGGUUUUACUACUGAGAUGACGCUCAUCAUGCACAGAAAGGUACAUGUUGCAGAUCCAUUUCACAGGUGUCAGAUCUGCAACAAGACCUUUACCAACAUGACUAAAUACCUCUACCAUCGUCGGACCCACCUCGACCCGGAUUCAUCAGGAGCAGCCACUCACAUCUUUGUGGCUUCUCCUCCACAAAGAGCAUCUGCCUCCGCUCUUGCUAUCCUCCAGAGAGCAAGAGAGAAGAAGAAACCUCAGAUCGAUGAAGCAGGAAUCAAUGAGCAGGCUCCACUCACAGAAGAAGAGAUGGAGCAACAGUCUGAGUCUCCCAGGACUCUGGAUGCUGAAGAAGAGAUGAAGGAGAAGGACAAUGUCACAAUGGAAGCGGCUCAUGAGCAGCAGCAGGUUAUGACGAAAGACGUCGCAGUUUCUGGUUCUGUCGAUGAAGCGGCGUCCAGAGACACCGCCUCGUCGUCAGACAACGGGCCGUUUAGUUGUCGUUCGUGUUCGAAGACGUUUCCCUCCCAGCUGCUGCUCGCUCACCACCGCAGCAAGUCCCACACUCCUCAGCGCAGGUUUGUGUGUGGCGUAUGCGGGAAGUUGUUCAAGAAGCAGAUCCACGCGCAGAACCACAUGCGCAUACACACGGGUGAGAAGCCCUUCCAGUGUUCAGACUGUGGGAAAACUUUCUCCCUGCUGGCCAAUCUGAUGCGCCACACACUCAUCCAUUCUGGAGUUCGCCCGUACCGCUGCGACGUGUGUUACCGCUCCUUCUCCCAGUCGUCCAACCUGCGUCAACACAGCCUGCUGCACUCCAGCGCGCCGAAGCUUGCCUGCCCCGAAUGCCCCGCCACGUUUCGCUGGCCCAACAAGCUGGCGGCGCACCGCUUCACUCAACACCCCGGAGCUCCGGCUCCUUUUCCCUGUCCUCUUUGUGAAGCGGGCUUUCUGACCAAGAGUCAGCGGGAAAGUCACUGUGUGGAGCAGCACCCGACACCGGUCCAAAACCCGUCAGAACCAUCCACGUCAACAACAGUGAUCGAAUCGUCAGGGGAUUUAACCAGCUGGGGUAAAGGAGCCUUAGAUUGUAAUAUUUGUGGGAGGAAGCUGAACUCUCCUUCCAACCUGCGGCUUCACAGACUGAGCCACUUCUCCCUGGGUCGAGGACGGCUGCAGCGCAACGCCGGAAAGCGGCCCAAAGCUCACCAAUGUCCCAUCUGCUGCAAACUGUUUGUGUCAUCCUCUGCGGUUGCGCUCCACCAGCGCGUCCACACCGGCGAGCGGCCGUUCCCCUGCCAGGUGUGCGGGAAGCGCUUCCGUCAGAGCACGCACCUGCGGGAGCACAUGCGUGUCCACACGGGCGAGCGGCCGUUUCGCUGCGAAACCUGCGGAAAGGGCUUCAUCCAGAGCAUGCACCUUACGGAGCACCGCAGGACGCACACGGGCGAGCGGCCGCACGUGUGCCCGCUGUGCAGCAAAGCCUUCAAGACCUUCUCCAACCUGAGGAACCACAAGAAGACCCACGCGAGGCAGCAGAGGCUGGACGAGGAGGCGGAGGCCGGCUCUGCAGUGGCGCUGGUGGACGCCUCUGUAGUGGACCUGGCCAACGGGCAAACCCAGCUCAUCCAGAUCCAGACCUCAGAUCUACAGCAGACACAAGGCACGCCCACCAUCAUGUGUAAUGAGUUUGGAGAGACUAUCGCCAUCAUCGAGACGAGCGAGGGAGGGGCUCUGCCUCUGGAGCAGGCGCUGGAGAUCUAUCAGAGAGCUUUGGAGAACGGCCUCGCUGCGGACCCAGCAGCAGACGGGCUGCAGCUGCUCUGAGUGAACCAAAACCGGAUCCGAUUCAACGUUAGUCCGAAUACUGGCUGAAAACUAAGACUAAUUCACUGCUGUGAAGGAAAAUGUGAUGAUUUUACGCAACCGGAUACUUCUGAACUCGACUAUAAGACCAAAGUUUGUCAGGUUUCCUCCUCUUUUCUCAUUUGAGGGAUCACUGUUGAUACACUUGGAAGUGAUACCAAUUAAAUUAAAAAUAUGACUAUAAAUUUAAAUAAGGACCAUUGUUUGUGCCUCUGAUUACAUUUAUAUUAUUUUUUAUCACGGUUUCAUUGUAAAAUAAAUGUUUUUUUUCUUAA
Poeciliopsis prolifica (blackstripe livebearer) is the source of this 3720-nucleotide messenger RNA. RefSeq names its product zinc finger protein 526 (gene znf526). Gene Ontology annotation, biological process: regulation of transcription by RNA polymerase II. The coding region runs from base 320 to 3406 and encodes 1028 amino acids. NCBI's taxonomy places the organism in Eukaryota, Metazoa, Chordata, Actinopteri, Cyprinodontiformes, Poeciliidae. Gene Ontology annotation, cellular component: nucleus. The record is from RefSeq and is a predicted model, not a curated record. The transcript is spliced from 8 exons. Gene Ontology annotation, molecular function: DNA-binding transcription factor activity, RNA polymerase II-specific; RNA polymerase II transcription regulatory region sequence-specific DNA binding.